CCCUUGUUCAUCCACACAAAUCAAACUCAAUAUCCCCCAAUUUCCUACAAAGUUCACUAAUCCCCUCUCAGAUACGCCCAAAAAAUGGCACCAAAGGCAGAGAAAAAACCCGCAGAAAAGAAGCCAGUAGCCGAAAAAGCCGAAAAAACACCAAAGGCCGGCAAGAAACUCCCAAAAGACGCAGCCAGUGGUGACAAAAAGAAAAAGCGUGCAAAGAAAUCAGUUGAAACGUACAAGAUCUACAUCUUCAAGGUGUUGAAACAAGUUCAUCCAGAUAUAGGGAUUUCAAGCAAAGCUAUGGGGAUUAUGAACAGUUUUAUUAAUGAUAUAUUUGAAAAACUUGCUCAGGAAUCUUCUAGACUUGCUAGGUACAACAAGAAACCUACUAUUACUUCUAGGGAGAUUCAGACUGCUGUUAGACUUGUACUUCCUGGUGAAUUGGCUAAACAUGCUGUCUCUGAGGGUACUAAGGCUGUAACAAAAUUUACUACAGAUAAGAAACCCGCAGAGAAAAAACCAGCUGCCGAAAAAGCCCCUGUUGCCGAAAAAACAUCAAAAGCCGGCAAGAAACUCCCAAAAGACGCAGCCAGUGGUGACAAAAAGAAAAAGCGUGCAAAGAAAUCAGUUGAAACAUACAAGAUCUACAUCUUCAAGGUGUUGAAACAAGUUCAUCCAGAUAUAGGGAUUUCAAGCAAAGCUAUGGGGAUUAUGAACAGUUUUAUCAAUGAUAUAUUUGAGAAACUUGCUCAGGAAUCUUCUAGACUUGCUAGGUACAACAAGAAACCUACUAUCACUUCUAGGGAAAUACAGACUGCUGUGAGACUUGUACUUCCUGGUGAAUUGGCUAAACAUGCUGUUUCUGAGGGUACCAAAGCUGUUACCAAAUUCACUAGCUCUUAAAUUGAACUGACUUAGGGUUGUUGCUGUUUUA
Lycium ferocissimum is the source of this 931-nucleotide messenger RNA. Its product is annotated as histone H2B.2-like. Gene Ontology annotation, biological process: nucleosome assembly. Gene Ontology annotation, molecular function: DNA binding; structural constituent of chromatin; protein heterodimerization activity. The transcript has 2 exons. The record is from RefSeq and is a predicted model, not a curated record. Bases 85 to 900 code for a protein of 271 amino acids. Gene Ontology annotation, cellular component: nucleosome. NCBI's taxonomy places the organism in Eukaryota, Viridiplantae, Streptophyta, Magnoliopsida, Solanales, Solanaceae.